Messenger RNA from Monopterus albus (swamp eel), 1715 nucleotides. It is a transcript of the gene casp2, whose product is annotated as caspase 2, apoptosis-related cysteine peptidase. The record is from RefSeq and is a predicted model, not a curated record. Lineage: Eukaryota; Metazoa; Chordata; Actinopteri; Synbranchiformes; Synbranchidae. The coding region runs from base 157 to 1641 and encodes 494 amino acids. The transcript has 13 exons. Gene Ontology annotation, molecular function: cysteine-type endopeptidase activity. Gene Ontology annotation, biological process: regulation of apoptotic process; proteolysis.
GCAACCCUGAAUACGCCGCGGAAGCUGGUGUGAGCAGCGGAUAGGGAUGUUGAUAAUUUGCGCGAAAUAGUGUGAAACACGUUGACAUUUUGCUGUUGUGUUUGUGGCCUGUUUGGUAUUCUGUUGCUGAAACAGAAGAACGUCUGUUGGAGCAAAAUGUUGGAGUGUGGCAUGCUGGAGCGGGACAGACAGACUAUUCGGAGAUGCUCGGUUGUUCUCUGCAAACAGCUGGUGGUGGAUGCGAUGCUCAUUCAGUCACUACAAGCAGACGACAUCCUAACCGAGAGCAUGGCAGAGAGCAUCUUGGGUGAGCAAACCUCUCAAAAACGAAGCUGGCAUUUGUUGCAACUCCUACCAAAGCGAGGCCCCAGAGCCUUUAGAAGCUUCUGUGCAGCUCUGCGAGAAACUGAGCAGCAGCACCUGUGUGAUCUGCUCACACAAUCCCCAGAAAGAGAUGGUAGAGAGGCACAAUUAAAGAGUAUUCAGCCUGAGGAAGAGCCAGAGGGAAAGGCAGGGCGAUUGCUCAUGCAGACACCAGAAAAGAAGAGCGAGGGUCAGUCCCUGUCAGAGAACAGGACAGGAACAAAGAGACAGAGGAUGAAGAAAUCAGGAAGUGAUAAACAGACAGAUAGGUUUGUGGAUCCUUCUCUCCCAUUUCCAACCCAGGAGGUUAUUGCAGCCAAGAGAGCAAGGACACGUGAGUCCAUGGAAUUUAGUCUGGAUGCAGAUAGUCCCAUCAACUCUCCUGUGCUUCCAUGCACGUCUGACUUUUACCUCUCACACUGCCAGCAGUCUUACAGAAUGAACUCAUCCCCUCGUGGCUUUGCCUUAGUGAUCAGUAACGUGACCUUUGACCCUUGUGCCGCUCCUGACCUUGACCCCAGAAAGGGGGGUGAAGUCGAUGAUGAGGUCCUAAGGAAAGUCCUCACAGAGCUUGACUAUCUAGUUACUGUCCACAGAGACCUCACUGCUCAGGGCAUUAGGACUUGCAUCGAGAAGUUCUGUCGACGGUCAGACCACCGGACAGUGGAUAGCUGUGUGGUUUGUCUUCUCUCACAUGGAGUGGACGGAGCUGUGUAUGGCACUGAUGGACAAGUCCUGCAGCUGGACUGGGUGUUUGAGGCCUUUGAUAAUGCGCACUGUCCUUUGCUGCAAAACAAACCAAAGAUGUUUUUCAUCCAGGCCUGCAGAGGAGAUGAGAUGGACUGUGGAGUGGAGCAAAUAGAUGGACCAGUGAGGACCAGCUCACCGAGCUGUGAACAGUGGGAUGCUGGGAGGGAAGAACAGGGGGAUGCAGAGUCCAGACAGAACAGGGACAUGGGGAGGCCCAGGAUUAAACUGCCACAGCGCUCUGACAUGAUCUGCGGCUUUGCAUCUCUCAAAGGUCAGAGAAUUUGCACAGCAGCCAUGCGAAACACCAAGAGAGGAUCCUGGUUUAUCCAGGAGCUUAACACAGCACUCCGCCUCCAUGCAAAAGACACACACCUUGCAGAUAUCCUGGUGCAGGUCAACAGGAAUAUCAAGGAGCGAGAGGGUUACGCCCCUGGCACUGCCCACCAUCGUUGCAAAGAGAUGUCAGAGUUCACUAGCUCAUUGUGCAAAGACCUUUACCUGUUCCCCAAGUACCCGUCCCAGUAUUGAUGUGCAAAUAUGCACAUACAUAGAUUAACUCACACAGACAUCCCUUGCAUUGAAACCUCUCACACAACCGUUCA